AUGAUGCUAUUCCAAUGCUCCACUGAACAUCUUAAAGAUAUAUGCAAAUUUUUACUUUUAUUUUGUGGAAAGAAUUUGUUCUUACUUUAUUUUGCUCUGAAAAUAGGCCAAAUCAAGUACAACUUUGCAUUUUUCAAAGGAAUUAGAAAUUUAGCAAAUGCUGUCUACUUGUAUUAUUUAGGUACCGUGAAGACAUUGACAUAUUCUUUGAAUUCGCCUGGGGUAUGUAUCUGCUAUCGAGUUGAUCCGAUUCCAUGCUUUAUGCAGUUGAAUAACAGUUUCACAAAUGAAAAAUAA
This is a messenger RNA of Echinococcus granulosus, 297 nucleotides long. RefSeq lists its product as hypothetical. The transcript has 2 exons. Bases 1 to 297 code for a protein of 98 amino acids. The record is from RefSeq and is a predicted model, not a curated record. NCBI's taxonomy places the organism in Eukaryota, Metazoa, Platyhelminthes, Cestoda, Cyclophyllidea, Taeniidae.